UAUAUAUAUACAAAUACACAAGACAAUGUGUAUGCGAACACAUCUCAGUUUUUACUUAAGUAUUAUUCUUCAUUUACUUUGGCAUUGCAAGUUGUGUGGUAGUACGACAUUCUUUCCCACCAAUUCUGCUUACGGUAUUUUUGCCGCUAUCGCUGUACCGCUGGAAUUGCCGCAUCGUAAUGUCUUCAUUUCAUAUAACUUCGAAGCGAAUUACAAUUUGCCAUACACAUAUGAUAUUCCGCCAAUUGCUUAUGGCGUCGAGGAAGAUGAAAUUUUUUCUGUACCAGAAGCAAGAGUUUUACAAAACACAAAUGAUUGUGCUAACUGCACUGAGUCAACAACAAAAACAACACCAACAACAAAAAUAACCACAACUACAAAUGCAAGUACAACCUCAACUACAGCGACGCCGCUUUUGAAUGCAACAAUUCUUGAUAGCAAAGAAGGUACAACAAAAAGACGUCGCAGGCAGAAAAGAAGCGCGCUGAAUUCAUUGCUGACGCGUACGCACUUCUAUCACAUACUCAUGGAUAAAUUUAGAAGAAGUGGCUACAAUGCUGAACCGUGUCUGCUGCGUUUGAUUUGUGAAACGAAUGCCUCAGGUCUCGGCGAGGUGAACGGUGUGCUGGGCUCAUUGGUGCAUAUUAUUUUCUCUCCCAGCACAUCUGCGCACGAAAAUCUGCCUCUUCAAUAUUAUCAAGCCGAAGUAGAUGGCGCACAUGGCGUUUGCGAAGAUUACAUAGCCGAGUGUGAGGAUAAUCCGUUAGAUUUGAUUUCAGUGCCACUUGGCGAAAUUAUCGACGAUUUAAUGAGUGGGAAAUAGCGACAGACGAAAUCGGAAAUAAAACUACUUGAU
This is a messenger RNA of Ceratitis capitata (Mediterranean fruit fly), 856 nucleotides long. RefSeq lists its product as uncharacterized. NCBI's taxonomy places the organism in Eukaryota, Metazoa, Arthropoda, Insecta, Diptera, Tephritidae. The coding region runs from base 26 to 823 and encodes 265 amino acids. The transcript is spliced from 5 exons. The record is from RefSeq and is a predicted model, not a curated record.